Molecule: messenger RNA, 1323 nt
Organism: Elephantulus edwardii (Cape elephant shrew)
Lineage: Eukaryota; Metazoa; Chordata; Mammalia; Macroscelidea; Macroscelididae
Product: nuclear receptor corepressor 1-like
Exons: 1
Biological process (GO): negative regulation of transcription by RNA polymerase II
Molecular function (GO): transcription corepressor activity; nuclear thyroid hormone receptor binding
Source: RefSeq, a predicted model, not a curated record
ACAAAUCAGGCCGAAAAUGAUCCCACCGGACAGUAUGAAGGGCCCUCCCAUCACUAUAGACAGCAGGAAUCUCCAUCUCCCCAGCAGCAGCUGACUGUUUCUUCCCAGGUAGAGGGGCUUGGGCAAAUGCCCAGGACCCACCGGCUGAUAACACUUGCUGAUCACAUCUGUCAAAUUAUUACACAGGAUUUGACUAGAAAUCAGGUCUCCUCACAGCCUCUGCAGCAGCCUCCUACUUCGACAUUCCAAAAUUCCCCGUCUGCUUUGGUGUCCACACCUGUGAGGACAAAAGCAAGUCACUAUAGCCCAGAUUCCCAGUCCCAGCCUUUCCAUCACCAAAGACCAAGUUCAAGGGUCUCUCCAGAAAGUGUUGUGGACAAAUGCAGGGGAAGGCCUGGAAAAUCCCCAGAGAGGAGUCUUGUUUCUUCAGAGACCUACGAACCCAUUUCCCCACCCCAAGUUCCAGUUGUACAUGAAAAACAGGACAGUCUGCUGCUGCUGUCUCAGAGAGGAGCCGAGCCUGUGGAGCCAAGGAAUGAUUCCCGUUCACCAGCAAGUAUAAGCUACUUGCCUUCAUUCUUCACCAAGCUUGAAAACACUUCACCCAUGGUUAAAUCAAAGAAGCAGGAGAUUUUUCGUAAGUUAAACUCUUCUGGUGGAGGUGACUCUGAUAUGGCAGCUGCUCAGCCAGGAACUGAGAUCUUUAAUCUGCCAGCAGUCACUACCUCAGGCUCAGUAAGCUCUAGAGUCCAUUCUUUUGCGGAUCCUGCCGGCAAUCUGGGGCUAGAAGACAUUAUUAGGAAAGCUCUCAUGGGAAGCUUUGAUAACAAAGUGGAUGAUCAUGGAGUUAUCAUGCCCCAGCCUGUGGCCGGAGGGCCUGGGAGCACCAAUACCUCUGUUGUGUCCACUGGAGAGGCACGAAGAGAAGAAAGGGACCCAUCACCUAAUGCAAGAGGAGGAGUUUGUAAACCAAAGCCAAUCAGCAAGUCAAGCAGCAGGAAAUCUAAAUCUCCUAUCCCUGGGCAGGGAUACUUAGGAACAGAGCGACCUUCUUCUGUCUCCUCUGUACAUUCAGAAGGGGAUUACCAUCGGCAGACACCAGGGUGGGCCUGGGAGGAUAGGCCCUCUUCAACAGGCUCAACGCAGUUUCCUUACAACCCUUUGACUAUGCGGAUGCUCAGCAGUACACCACCAACAUCCACUGCAUGUGCUCCCUCUUCUGUAAACCAAGCAGCUCCUCACCAACAAAGCAGGAUCUGGGAAAGAGAGCCUGCCCCACUUCUCUCAGCACAAUAUGAGACACUGUCGGACAGUGAUGACUGA